ACGACAUCCACCAGAAAAUAAACUGAAUGAAACUUCCUAUAACCUCCUUUUUUUUCUCGAACUGCCAGAAGCCGCAGUACAAUUCAUUGUAAAUGGCGCCUAAAAGAGGAAAGGUUCAAAAAGAAGAGGCUCAAGUAUCUCUUGGGCCUCAAGUACGUGAGGGAGAAAUUGUAUUUGGAGUUGCUCACAUCUUUGCUAGUUUUAAUGAUACCUUUGUCCAUGUUACAGAUCUGUCUGGCAGAGAAACAAUUGCUCGUGUAACUGGAGGAAUGAAAGUCAAAGCAGAUCGAGAUGAAGCAUCUCCAUACGCUGCUAUGUUGGCUGCACAAGAUGUUGCAGAAAAAUGCAAGACUUUAGGAAUCACAGCAUUGCACAUCAAAUUGAGAGCAACUGGUGGAAACAAAACUAAAACCCCAGGUCCUGGUGCACAAUCUGCUCUCAGAGCUCUUGCUCGUUCCAGUAUGAAAAUUGGAAGAAUCGAAGAUGUUACACCCAUUCCUUCAGACUCGACGCGUAGGAAGGGAGGACGUCGUGGACGUAGAUUGUAAAUUAUUUGUAUACAUUCGUGUAUAUUUUCCAGGAGAUAAUAAAAAUUUAAAAAAUCGCAUUUAUGA
Chelonus insularis is the source of this 614-nucleotide messenger RNA. RefSeq names its product 40S ribosomal protein S14a (gene Rps14). The coding region runs from base 93 to 548 and encodes 151 amino acids. Gene Ontology annotation, molecular function: structural constituent of ribosome. Gene Ontology annotation, cellular component: ribosome; cytosolic small ribosomal subunit. The transcript has 4 exons. The record is from RefSeq and is a predicted model, not a curated record. Lineage: Eukaryota; Metazoa; Arthropoda; Insecta; Hymenoptera; Braconidae. Gene Ontology annotation, biological process: translation; ribosomal small subunit assembly.